This is a messenger RNA of Penicillium canariense, 912 nucleotides long. Its product is annotated as spherulation-specific family 4 protein. Lineage: Eukaryota; Fungi; Ascomycota; Eurotiomycetes; Eurotiales; Aspergillaceae. The transcript has 3 exons. The coding region runs from base 1 to 912 and encodes 303 amino acids. The record is from RefSeq and is a predicted model, not a curated record.
AUGUCGACCAAGGCCCCCGAAGAAAAGCACGUGAGCAAGCGUGGUUGUUUUAAGUCCACACGGUCUCGAAUUCUCUUGGCCGUAGUUGCUUUCAUUGUUCUUUGUGCUGCUAUCAUCCCUGCCGCUGUGGUCACCACCCUCCACAAGAAAGACAGCAUGGGUCCGAAAUCCAAAGUCUUCGUGCCACUCUACGUUUACCCUGCUCCCGGUGCGUGGACUCCGCUGGAGAAUGUGGUCUCUACCCAUCCCGAUGUCAAUUUUACCGUCGUAAUCAAUCCGGGAAGUGGUCCAGGGCCUGACUCCGUGCCGGAUGCGAAUUAUACCCGCGAAAUCCCAAACCUCGCAUCAUACGCGAAUGUGCGCCUCCUGGGAUAUGUCCACACCUCAUACGCGCAGCGCAACAUAUCCCUAGUGCGUAAGGAUAUCGAAACCUACGCCGCAUGGCCGACGGCAUCGUCUAACCCGGACUUGGCCGUUCGGGGCAUCUUCUUCGAUGAGACUCCCCAGCAAUACAGUGCCCAAUCCUUGGCAUAUUUGCAAAAUAUGACGGAUCUUGUCAAAGACUUGAAAGGAUUUGGGUCCGAUGGCUUUGUGAUGCACAACCCUGGCGCCAUCCCAGACUCUCGAUACUUGGCAACGGCUGACUCGACCGUCGUUUUCGAAGAGACUUAUAGCACUUUCCAACAGCGGUCUAGCGCUAAGAUAUUCACGGCUAUCCCGGACAGCAAUCGCACCCAGCUGUGCACAGUUAUCCACUCGGUUCCCGAUACUGUGGAGGGAUCGAAGCUGCGCAGUCUCGUGAAAGAGGCUCGCAAGGUCGCCGAUGAGAUUUUCAUCACUCACCUUAGCACCGACUACUAUGCUAGCUUUGGAACGAAGUGGGCCGAUUUUGUCGAUCUGGUGGCAGCGUGA